Molecule: messenger RNA, 1458 nt
Organism: Striga hermonthica
Lineage: Eukaryota; Viridiplantae; Streptophyta; Magnoliopsida; Lamiales; Orobanchaceae
Source: the annotation of a GenBank genome assembly
AUGAGGGGCACUACAGUAAUUAUUCUCUUUCUCACCCUAUCGUCUCUCGGACCACCCGUCCAUAGCAAUGAGGGCCACCACCUGGCGAAAUUCAUCAAGGCACGGCGCUUUACAAAAGCUUCAGCUGAUGACGUGGCUGAGGAUGAUGACAUCAUGCCCGAUGUCUACUUACAACGUCAGGACGGGCUGAAAAUGGCGGACAAGAUCAAGAUGCUGCCAGGUCAGCCGCCGGUUGACUUUGAUCAGUAUUCUGGGUACGUGACGGUUGAUGCCAAGGCUGGACGAGCCUUGUUUUACUAUUUUGUCGAGGCCAAGAACUCGACUGAUAAGCCUCUCGUCUUGUGGCUCAAUGGAGGCCCUGGCUGCUCGUCAUUUGGAAAUGGAGCAAUGACCGAACUCGGACCUUUUCGCGUGAAUCCUAAUGGGGAAACAUUGUGGUACAACAAACAUGCAUGGAACAAUGUUGCGAACAUAAUCUUCCUUGAAUCCCCUGCCGGAGUCGGAUUUUCUUACUCAAACACUUCGUCUGAUUACAUUACGGGAGACAGAAAAACUGCUGCUGAUUCUUACAUCUUCUUGGUUAACUGGCUCGAAAGAUUUCCAGAGUACAAAAAAAGGGACUUUUACAUAACCGGAGAGAGCUACGCCGGCCAUUACGUGCCUCAGCUUGCUGAUUUAGUACUGAAAAAAAAUGUAAACUCUUCACAACAUACCGCCAUCAACCUGAAAGGAAUCGCUAUUGGCAAUGCCUACACAGACUACAUAGAUCAGUUGAAAGGCGAGUACGAACAUUUCUGGGCAAGUGCUCUCAUAUCCGAUGAAAUUCAUAGAGGGAUAGUCAAAAACUGCAAUUUCUCAUCACCAUCAUCAACCUGUAGCAAGUACACUAGCGAAGCAGACCGCCUGACAGCAGGCGUAUACAUUUACGAUGUAUAUGCACCAUUGUGCAAUCCCUCUUCAAAUUCUGAUCAAAAAUGUGGAUUUGAUCCAUGCUCAGACGAAUAUGUCGAGGCAUACUUAAAUACUCCACAAGUGCAAAAGGCACUUCAUGUUACUGGUACAGGGACUCCUACACAAUGGUCCGGCUGCAGCAACGAUUUACAGUGGCAGGAUAGUCCAAACACGGUAUUACCUCUGAUUAGGAAGUUGAUGACUACCGGUCUUCGCGUUUGGAUCUAUAGUGGAGACACAGAUGGUAUAGUACCCGUUCAAACAACUAAGUAUUCUAUGCCGAAACUCGGAGCACCAAUCACUGUCCCAUGGUAUCCAUGGUACUACAAAGGCGAGGUUGGAGGAUAUGUAGUUGGGUAUAAGAAUGUGACAUUUGUGACCAUAAAAGGAGCUGGGCAUUUUGUACCAAGUUACAAGCCUCAACAGGCGCUAGCCUUCUUCUCAUCCUUCUUACAAGGAAAGUUACCUCCGGGCCAACUACACGAGGGAAAGCUUAUGGAUGCUUAA